Molecule: messenger RNA, 1287 nt
Organism: Pelagomonas calceolata
Lineage: Eukaryota; Pelagophyceae; Pelagomonadales; Pelagomonadaceae
Source: the annotation of a GenBank genome assembly
ACGGCAGCACAGAUUUUGCCCCCCGCGCGACGGUCUGGCGGCAGCGUUGAACACGGAGAAAGCGCGAGAGAGGUGCUGAUUGCCACGGCGGGCGGUCCUUGCAAAAGCAGCAGCAGCGAUGCACCAUUUGGCUGUCUUGCUGUGCCCUCAGGCUUGCACCAUCCAGCCCUCGCGUCGCCGCGCACCGCGAGAGCGAUUGUGGAGUGCACGAGUGACGCUGGACCGCCACCAAACAACUGCUGCAACCGAGAACUAUGAAAGGAGACAUGUCCGCGAGACGCACUCGAGACGAGCCCUACAGCCUAUUGGAACCGACCGCCGCACGCAGGUGAUCAAAACAAGAUGCAGUCCCUCAUCGUCGCCCUCGCCCUCACGGCCUCGAACGCGCUCGUCGCCAAGACGCUGCCCGCGGCGCGGCCGCGCGCGGCCCGCGCGUCUGUCAAGAUGGAGCUCAUCAUGCCCGAGAAGGACUUCCUCAUCGCGCCCUCCAUCUUGUCGGCGGACUUUGCGAAGCUCGGCGCCGAGGUCGACGCGUCGCUCGCGGCCGGCGCGGACGUCGUGCACUUUGAUGUGAUGGACAACCACUACGUGCCCAAUUUAACGAUCGGCCCCAUGGUCUGCUCGGCCCUGCGCAAGCACGGCGUCACGGCGCCGAUUGAUGUCCACCUCAUGGUGUCGCCCGUCGACCGCAUCGUCCAGGACUUCGCGGACGCCGGGGCCUCGUACAUCACGUUCCACCCGGAGGCGUCGCCCCAUGCAGGAUGCGGCGUCCGUUGUUCAACGUCGCGUCGAUGGCGUAGGGGGCCGGGCACGCCAUCAACGCGAAAAAACACAGGUCGACCGCACGCUCCAGCUCAUCCGCUCGACGGGCUGCAAGUCCGGCCUCGUCUUCAACCCCGCGACGCCCCUCGACAUCCUCAAGUACGUCAUGGACAAGGUCGACAUUAUUCUGCUGAUGUCCGUGAACCCGGGCUUCGGCGGCCAGGCCUUCAUCCCGGCGACGCUCGACAAGGCGCGCGAGGCGCGGAAGAUGAUCGACGAGUCCGGCUACGACAUCCGCCUCGAGAUCGACGGCGGCGUCUCCGGCGCGAACAUCAAGGAGGUCGCCGAGGCGGGCGUCGACAUGUUCGUCGCCGGCUCGGCCAUCUUCCGCGACCCCCGGACCGAGGAGGCCUACAAAAAGACGAUCGACGCCAUGCGCGACGAGCUCGCGGCGGCCAAGGUGCCGGCGAACAAGGUCGCGGCCUAGGUUUGUUUCCUUCGUCGUGGUAACUUCUGGUUUCGUGU